AUACUUUCAGAUCGAAAAUGAACGACGAAUCUUCCGUUGCACGGAAAACAGUGCCACCGUUACGAAUAAAAAAUGUCCGUUCGCUGCAAACUGUUCACAUAUCGGACGAGGAGAGCCCACUUUCCGUCGAUACAGGUUCCACUUCGGAAAACGAUAAUUUAAUUAUAGAUGAAAUGGAAGAACCGGCAGUAGAUAAAGAUGAACCGAUUGUUAUCGAGACCACAGAACCGGAAGGCGGUGCGCACACCAACCGCAGAACGCGGAAGAGGACUCGGAAACAGAAACCUGUUCUAGAUGAAGAUCGAAUUCUGGUCAUCGAUGGAGAUACAAUCGGGAGCGAUGAAUAUGAACAAGAUCUCCAUUCCAGUUCCAGAGUGUCGUCCAAUAGGCACUCGAUCAACAGCGAUGAAAGUAUGGCUCCUUCCGGGGUGCAUAACACAUCGAGCCACAGUUCCAAGGGAAGCCGUCGAAAAAGUCAUCACGUUCCGAAGCAGGUUGGAGAUGUGGUGUUUGAAGAAGCAACGAUUCUAACCGUUGACGAUGACGAAGACGAUGAUGAUGAUAAGGAUGUCGAAACUAAGGAAGAUGACAAGAAUGACCCCAAUAGAAAUUUAAUGAAAAACAUUGCCAUGUUGAGGACAUGCAUAAAUUAUGUGCUUGUACAGCAAAAUUAUCGACCAAUGUCCUUCAAGCACAAUUUCGAAAGCACCUCGAAAAUGGUUGAGUAUUAUAACCAAUUGAAAACAAAUAAAAAAUAA
Messenger RNA from Ochlerotatus camptorhynchus, 758 nucleotides. RefSeq lists its product as uncharacterized. The transcript has a single exon. Bases 18 to 758 code for a protein of 246 amino acids. NCBI's taxonomy places the organism in Eukaryota, Metazoa, Arthropoda, Insecta, Diptera, Culicidae. The record is from RefSeq and is a predicted model, not a curated record.